AUGCCCAACUCAUCAAGCACUUCGCAGGCCAACAUCACCGGCAGUGAAACUGCGUCGACGUCCUAUGUGAAUUACGUCGAAAUGAGUGCCGAACAAGAAUACUUCCUCUACGAGCUGGAGACAACAGAUAGUGGAAGUAUGGGGCUAGUGCUCCGCGCCAUCUACGACACCGGAGAUGUCCAGCAAUUCGCUCGUGCCCUCCAACAAAGAAUCAGUCACUACGACAAGAAUAUACAGAAAGUGUGCUCCUUCCACUAUCAAAGCUUUGUCGAUGCAAUGCAAGAGCUUAUGCAGCUGAAAGAGCAAUGCCAAGAUAUCAAGGAUGAGACAGUGCAGAUCGAUGCGGAGAUACAAUGUAUCAGCCAACGGCUGUGCGCAAAGAAGCAGGAAAUUGUCAGAUAUCGCAAGUUGAUGAAAAACGCAAAGACCGCAAUGGACCAAAUCGCAGUUUGCCUCCCAGUCCUUGAGAACUAUGCCAAGCUUCAAGAACUGAUGAGCAACAAGAAGUACUACCAAGCACUGAAAACUCUCGAGGAACUGGAACACACUCAUCUGGCUCUCGUGGAAAAGUAUAGAUUCACACAGGUCCUCGCUAAAAGCAUGACGCCUGUUCGUUUGGAAAUCAAAGAUAAGGCCUACUCGGAGUUCAAGGAUUUCCUCGAAAACAUCAAGAAAGUCGCUGGAAGGAUUGGAAAGCAUGCCAGCAAAGAUACUGCCGAGCAGCACUCAUUUGGAGUCACCGACGCUGAGAGGGCAAGAAAAAUUCAAGAGGAGGCGAGAAAAAAUGCCAGCAAUGUCGAGAUAGAAGUUUCCGCCGAUGGCAGCAUUGUCAAGAAGAACGUGUCUCCCAAACGGUAUCCUCAAGCCCAAGUUGAGGACUCACCUUCGUUUUUUCAGGAUGAUGAGCAAGUUUCCGCACAGGAUCUGAUCGACUUCACACCUGUCCACCGAUGUUGCCAAAUCUUCAACGUACUUGGAGCCAAAGAAGAGUUUGAGCAGUACUACCGUCAGCAGAGAAGAGAGCAGUGUGACUUGGUGAUCCGGCCGUCCCACAAAAUGAAUAACUUCAAGCACUACGUUGAGUAUUUGGACGAAAUUGUCGGAUUCUUCGUUGUUGAAGACCAAAUUCUCAUGACACAGUCCAACUUAUCGACGGCUGCCGAAAAAGACAAAUUGUGGGACAACGCGUUGCUCAAGAUUCGCCACCACCUGGACGCCAGAUUUGGAGGAUGUCCAGAUGUUGAGAUGAUGUUGAGAAUGAAGAAGGUGAUUCUUCUCUUCAUUCUCACUAUGAAAUCAUAUGGAUACGCCGUUGCACCACUCUACGAAUUACUCCAAAACUUCAGAGAUCAAUACAACGAGAUUCUAGUCAAGGAGUACUGUGCUCAAUUUGAGAGAGACUUAGACAAGGACAACUACACACCAAUUACCGUGAAUUCAGAGGAGGAGUUUCGUGCAGUGAUCCGACAGUUCCCGUUUUACAAAAGGAGUAUGGAGCAGGAACCCUUUCCACGGAAAUUCCCAUUUUCUCGAUUCGUCAUUUCGGCUUACACUCAAGCCAAGCAGUAUUUAAUUGGAUGUUUGAAGUUCAUGGACAACCUCCAACUCAACACAUCUGCAGUCGAUGAUACAGUUAGGCGGUGUGCAAACGUGCUUCUGGGUCGCUGGGCUGGUAUUCUCAAGUCGUUUGUUUACAAACGCCUGUCGAUGAUCCAACUCGUCCAAAUCACCAUCAAUCUCGGAUACCUCGAAAAGUCCUGCGAGUCGUUAGGUGCCUUCAUCACUAGCAAGACUUCAGGAGAAGAAGCCAUCGGAACCACCUCCCACCAAGUCGUUCUCUCUGAAAAAGUGUUCCGUGAUGUUCGUAGUGAAGUGGAGCAGCAGAUUGACGAGUGCAUGAGAAGCAAAGUUGACGAAAUCAUCGAACUUUCAAACUACGAUUGGGAACUGCCGGCAGCCGCUGGACAGGCUUCAGAUUUCAUCACUGAUUUGAUCAAGUUUCUACUGACCACUUUCCAGUCUUUCACAAACUUGCCGUCAGGACUGGCCAAGCAUGUGUGCACACAGACAUGCAAGCACAUUUCUCAGUCGCUGUCAGAUUUGCUAUUGUCGCCAGAAACAAAAGCCAUCUCAACAGGAGCACUGGAUCAGUUCUCGUUGGAUGUGAUGCAGUGUGAGAUGUUCACAACAAGGUGUCCAGUGGUUGGUGUCGAUCCACAAACUUUGUCAAUGACGUUCGCAGACUUGAGACAACUACUGGAUUUGGUUAUGUCAUCUGACUGGACAACUUUCAAUGCCGAAUACGGAAAGGAUCAUGCCAAAUAUCUUCGUGUCAAGGCAUCCACUGCUAUUGUGGUGUUAGAAAAAAUGAUUGAAUACGAGCGCAAGAGCACUGGUUUCUUUGGAAUCGCCAGAGGAGACCGCAAACGCCUUCUCGACACUAUUGUUCGUCAGCUAAAGCUGCUUGAAAUUCAAUAA
Molecule: messenger RNA, 2478 nt
Organism: Caenorhabditis briggsae
Lineage: Eukaryota; Metazoa; Nematoda; Chromadorea; Rhabditida; Rhabditidae
Gene: Cbr-sec-15
Product: Protein CBR-SEC-15
Exons: 12
Coding region: 1-2478 (825 amino acids)
Biological process (GO): Golgi to plasma membrane transport; intracellular protein transport; exocytosis
Cellular component (GO): membrane; exocyst
Source: RefSeq, a predicted model, not a curated record